CUCAUAUGACCUUAUGAUUUAUGCAGUUGCGAGGGCCGAAAUGCACUUACCAAGAUAAACAAAGUUUUGGUUAACCCUCACUGUAUGUUACCUUUUGUUUCUUUUUCAAGGGUUCUGCUCUAUGGAAUCAGCCUUUGGAGGGCCUUUCUGAUCUGCGAGAUGGAGAGUUCUUCAUUCACAUCAUGUCAUUAAUGGAUCAAUGGAAUGGAACUGACCUGAGGAGAAAGUCUUUGUCUAAUGACAAGGAUAGACUGACAGUUGUCAGGGGUUUCAUCAAAAGUCAGUUUGGCUCAAGCGAGGAAGUGAGUGAUUUUGGAAAGUUGUACUCUGACGCCCCAGUCACCGAGAUGGAGCUAGCUAAGGUUGCAGUGGUUCUGUUCAGUAUCGGUAUCCUGGACAAGAACCGCGAGGCCUUCACGUCCCCCGCGCUCACUCUGAGCCCCGAGCUGCAGCAGAGCCUGCUCACCAUGCUGCAGAGUGUCAUCAUGACGGACAGCACCGAGCUCCGGCUCACCCACGCCAUUGAGGAGGUGCUCUGUGAGCCUGCCAGCGUGACGCCUCGCACAGCAUCGCUGAGCUCCUCCGCUGAGAGCCUCCUGGAAGAGUCGCACUCUGGUUCCUCCAACUCUGGCCGGGCCAGCCUCCACGAAGGGGAGAUGACGCCCAAGAAGGAGGGCACCCGCUCCCACAAGAACAGCGGUAGCUCCUCGCUCAACUUCUCCCUGUCCGACGAGCUGACGCCCCUGAAGAACUUCCACCACUUUGAGAGUUCGAUACACAAGUCCCCCGUGGUGUCCUUCGUGCAGUCGCCACAGUUUAUUCAAAAGGCUGUGCUGAGGCAGAAGGAGAUGGAGUUCCGCGAACUGAAGCUGCAGCUGGCCAGCGAGAUGUUGCAGAAAGAAGAGGCCCAGAUGUCGCUGUGUGAGCAGAAGAGAAAGACUGCGGAGUAUGCUGAAGAAAUGAAAAAACUUCAAGAACGAGUUCGGAGUCUGCUCGAGGAUCGAGAGAAUCGAGAUGACGUCCUCGAACUUCAGGCAAAGUGUUCUGUCAUGGAGACCACAGUCGCUGAGCUUCACGGAACCAUUGCCGACAUGAAGAAGCGUGAACAUCAGCACAAAGCUCUUGAGGGUGAGAACAUCGCUUUGUCUGCGCAGGUUGAGAAACUGCACAUUGAGAUUGAGCUGCUGAAGAAGUCCAAGCAAGAGGAAACGAAAAAAUACUGGGCGCUGUGCACGAUGUUUGAGGAGAGUCGCGUGGCGUGGGACGCCCGCCGUGCAUGGCUGGAGGAAGGUCUGGAGUCGCAGGAGGAGAUGGUGGCCUUGAGGAAUCGGGCGGAGGUGCUGAAGGAGACGAACGACCGCCUCAAGGAGGAACUGGAGGAGCUGCAAGCCCGCAAGGCCUGUCCAUCGGAAGGGGAGACAAUGGCCACUGUGAUAGACAUCAAGCUGAAGGAGGUGGAGGGCCUGUUGAGCCUGGUCACCGCUGAAAGAAACGAACUGCUGGACCAGCUGGAAGAGUGGAAAGGAAAAUCCUCCGCCGCGUCUGUCAAUCUGCGGAAUGUUCAAGAAGAAAACCAGCUCCUGCUGAGUCACCUCAAAGCUUUGAAAGCGUCGUUGCCUCGCAGCGAGAAACGGAUCCCGCUUGCUGAUGUGCCUGUGAACGAGGAAAAGCUUCUCUCCCAAGCGGCUGUGAAGAAUUCCAGUGUGCGGAAAAAGCUGCAUCCGUCGUUAGAGGAUGCUAACAGGCUGGACAAGAGCAAAAGUAGAGUGCACGCCGGUGGUAAAGACAGUUCUGAGGAUAGUCUCACAGCGCAGAACAACAGCUGUUUAGAGGCUCCGAGGAGUACGGAUAAGGAGAAAGAUCUGGGUUGUACGGAGCAAGAAGUUCCUGACAUAAGCCUCUUCACUGGUGAAGAGGCGGAAUCUCCAGCAGGAUCUUGUAAGAGCAGCAGCUCUCAUGACUUGUCCCAAGCUGCCUCAGUUCUCUCUCGGACAGACGUAGCAUCGUUCAAGCAGGCAAAUUCGGGGAAAAGUAAAAGCACGAAGGCCAGGAGCAGUCAUGUGGAAGACGUGUCGCUUGUUGGAUCUGAUGCACCGAGUGAAUGUUUGGGACCAGCUUGCAGCGAAAGGCUUCAGGAACUGACGUCUCUGAGACUGAAGGUCUGCCACAUUCAGCAAGAGAAGAAACUUCUCACCAGCAUAGAGGAUGAACUAAGGGCUAUUCUGCACAGCAGAGAGAGAGAGGUGUCUGCUUUAAUGGCAUGGAAUGAAAGACUGGCGCAGAGACUUAGUGACAAAAACGCUGCAAACGAAAGGUUGGAGGAGAUGAACCUCAGCCUUCAGGCGACCUUGGAGAAGGAGAUGCAGAACGCGUGGAAGUGGGACGUCGCUUGGGAGACGGCGGUCUCCGACUACCGCGGCUGUAUGGAAAUGCUUAAGGCCGCUAGGCAGGACAAUGACUCGAAAGAUGCAGCGAUUGAGCAGAUGAGACAUGUUGUGACGGCCCUGGAAACAGAGGCCCAGUCCUCGAAGCAGCAGCUGUGCUCAGCCAGGCUUCAGCUGAGGGAGUACGAACUCCAUAUGGAAGAAAUGCAACUCCAGUUCCUGUCGGAGGAGGGGCAGGGGGCCCCCGUGGUCAUGCGGAGCACGAUGGAAGACCCAUCGCUCGGCGACGGCAACGGCAACGCCAGCAGAUUGGGCGACCCAACGGAAGGGCCGAGAGACGGGGACUUUAAUGUGACUCUGCACAUGCGCGCGGCCGGUCUGGAGGCUCCCCCCCCACAAGUCUGUCCGCCCAGUGGCGCGGCUCACGGUGGUGAAGGCCUCGAGGAGUGGCAGACGAGGACAGCUGUGCCAGACUCCUACGACGAUCUGAGAGGUGCAAGAGGAACUGUGCUGUACUUUCCAUUGGACAAGAACGGCCCAGUGUAUCCACCCCCUCGACUGUCUUUGGACGGCAUUCCCUCGCGGCGUGUCUCCGGAUCCUUCCCCGCCUCCCAAAGCUUCCACCGCGGCCACGACCUUGAGCUGCAGCCGCCAACGUCUUCCAGUUUCUCCCAUCCAAACGAGGAAAACGUCCCGCAACAACUGGCGCCCACUCCCCAACCCGUUCGCUACGGUCUGCCAGUUGGUCGUCUUCAGCAAACUGUUUCUCUCGCAUCACCACAGAAACACAGCAAAAUAUUCAGUAGGCCAUAAUAAUAUGUGGACCUUGACUGUUGCUAGCGUGCCUUAAGCUUCCUCUGUAUGGUAUAAUAUAACGAAAAACAAGGGAGGCAGUCUGCUUAUAUCAUGACUGAUAUUGUUUCGUUGUUUCAGGAAGCAACAUCCUUGCAUUCCGGACCUGUGUCCAUUGAUGCUCCGUUGCUCUCUCCAAAAU
Molecule: messenger RNA, 3378 nt
Organism: Aplysia californica (California sea hare)
Lineage: Eukaryota; Metazoa; Mollusca; Gastropoda; Aplysiida; Aplysiidae
Product: flagellar attachment zone protein 1
Exons: 16
Coding region: 183-3197 (1004 amino acids)
Source: RefSeq, a predicted model, not a curated record